Molecule: messenger RNA, 2227 nt
Organism: Terrapene triunguis (Three-toed box turtle)
Lineage: Eukaryota; Metazoa; Chordata; Testudines; Emydidae
Gene: CHEK2
Product: checkpoint kinase 2
Exons: 15
Coding region: 520-2088 (522 amino acids)
Biological process (GO): mitotic DNA damage checkpoint signaling; protein phosphorylation
Cellular component (GO): nucleus; cytoplasm
Molecular function (GO): protein binding; ATP binding; protein serine/threonine kinase activity
Source: RefSeq, a predicted model, not a curated record
AUUCAUGGCUUCUGCAACCUCGUGUUUCUCUGCCAGAGUUGGGUCCUUUGCACUAGUGUCCUUGUUGUGUUUCAAUUUGGGUAACAGCCUCUUGUUUCCCCAUAACUAUCUGUUUUAGUGGCUUCUACAGUACCUAUCACAACAGUCCCCAAAAUGCUCUCUGUCUCUGCUGCGUUAAAUGUAUACAGCAUCUUUUACUUUCCAUCCUAUGCUAUACAUUACUAUACAUUGUGAAAAGGCUCCUGUGCAUCUCCCCUAAGGUAGCUGCAUCUCAGAUGGGGGGCUAAGCAAUUGCUGCUGGAAUGAUCAGUAAUGUGGAGAAGUGCUUUGGGGGGGGUCUCUUUAGCUGAAAUGUACUGUGGAAAUACAUGAUCAUUAUAAUCUUCAUUAACUACUUUACAGAUUAUUUCGUGCUCUGAUGCCUAUUUCUUGCGCAAGUGUAGCAGCUGAUUGUAUAAGCUUCAUGUCAUUGUGUACCUAUGUAGAGUAUCUGCAAUCAAGGUUGAGACUUUAGCCAAGAUGUCUCGAGAGACUGGAAAUGAAUCCCAGCAAUCUCAAGGUGCCCAGCAGUCUCAGGGUGGUACAAGUUCUUCCUCCAGUGGAUCACAGAGUGCCAGUCAGUCUUCUUCCAGUUCUGGGACCCUCAGUUCUUUGGACACAGUUCCUACUCAGGAACUUCCUUCAAUUCCUGAGGAUCAGGAACCUGAAGAAAUCGUUCCUCAGCCAUGGGGUCGACUCUUUGCACUUGGAAAGAGUUUCUGCAAUUAUGACUGCGUGAAUGACGAGUGUUGGUUUGGCAGAGACAGAAGCUGUGAUUAUAGCUUUGCUAAGCUAGGGUUGACCGAGACAGGCUUAUACCAAAACUACAGCAAGAAGCACUUCCGAAUCUUCAGGGAAAUGGGACCAAAAAACUCCUAUGUUGCCUACAUUGAGGACCACAGUGCAAAUGGGACUUUUGUAAAUAAAGAGCUCAUUGGGAAAGGGAAAAGGCUCCCAUUGACUCACAAUUCUGAAAUUGCACUGUCUGUACAGACUAACAAAGUGUUUGUAUUUUCUGAUCUUAUGGUGGAUGAUCAGUCGGGGUAUCCCAGAGAAUUGAGAGAGAAAUAUAUUAUGUCAAAGACUUUGGGAAGUGGUGCCUGUGGAGAGGUUAAAUUGGCAUUUGAGAGGACCACGUGUAACAAAGUUGCUGUAAAGAUAAUCAAUAAACGGAGAUUUAUAACAAGCGCUGUGAGAGACACAGAUCCAGCUUUUAAUGUUAAUACAGAAAUUGAGAUUUUGAAGAAAAUAAAUCAUCCCUGCUUAAUCAAGAUAAAAAACUUCUUUGAUGCAGAAGAUUAUUAUAUUGUUUUGGAAUUGAUGGAAGGAGGAGAGUUAUAUGACAGAGUGUCGAGAUCAACCAAGAUGAAAGAAGCUACUUGCAAGCUCUAUUUUUAUCAGAUGCUGUUGGCUGUAAAGUAUCUUCAUGAAAAUGGUAUUAUACAUCGGGAUCUGAAGCCGGAGAACGUGCUACUUUCAUCUUCUGAGGAAACUUGUCUUAUAAAGAUUACAGAUUUUGGACAAUCCAAGAUUCUUGGAGAAUCAUCACUUAUGAGAACGUUAUGUGGUACUCCCACGUAUCUCGCCCCUGAAGUUCUCAAUUCACUUGGGACAGCUGGGUAUAGCCGUGCUGUGGAUUGCUGGAGUUUAGGAGUUAUUCUUUUUGUAUGCCUGUGUGGAUAUCCACCAUUCAAUGAACAAAAUACUGAGCUAUGUCUGAAAGAUCAAAUUACCCGUGGAGAAUACACAUUUAUUCCAAGAGAAUGGAAGCAUGUGUCAGAUAUGGCUUUGGAUCUUGUGAAGAAGCUGUUAGUAGUGGAUCCAAAUAAACGUCUUACAACGGAAAAAGCCUUAGAACAUCCCUGGCUUCAGGAUGAAAGUAUGAAGAGCACAUUUCAAGAGCUACUCUCACAAACAAGAGUCUCUAUGCAUCCGCCACAGACAUCAAGACUGCCAACCACAACCCGAAAACGUCCCCAUGAAAAGGAAGAGGAAUCUGGCUCUUCUAAGCACGCUGUUCCUUCUACGUCAUUUCAGGAAAAAAAGUGAAGUGAAGGGAAAGUAAACUUACUUGAAUUGCUGCUUUUGUCUACGGAUUAUACAGAUUUUUAUAAGAAAUGUUUUUCUCUUAAUAAUGGAAUAAUUGUUCUGUACUAAUCAUUGAUAAAUAAAAAUAACUUUGUAAGAA